AUGCGGCGCUUGACAUGGCUCGCGGUCCUCUGCCUAGCACACGGCGAGCUGGACUUGGCCCGCGAAGGAGGUGACUGCGCCUCAUCGUUUGUCCAGCUGACAAAGGAGCUUAUCCCUGGAGCCAAAGCGCCUUCACCGGCAGCGACGCUGCGAGAAAGGCUGCGCGAGCAGCGCCCGAUCCCUCGAGCAUUUGGUGGCCUGCGGCGAGCUGGCGAAGCUGCAGAGGCUGAGGCCAUCCUGGACAUCUUUCGUGGAGUGGCUGCCUUCUUCCACAAGCUUGUGACGCCGGAGGAGCAGCCCGAGGGAACCCUCAUGAAAGACAUCUUUCGAUCCGAGGCCUCGGUCGCCCAUACUUACCGCUGA
This is a messenger RNA of Symbiodinium natans, 363 nucleotides long. Lineage: Eukaryota; Dinophyceae; Suessiales; Symbiodiniaceae. The record is from the annotation of a GenBank genome assembly.